CCGGGGCGCCCUCCCUCCGCCUCUUCCUCCGCCGGCCGGGCCGGGCCGGGGCGGAGCGGGCGGCGGCGGCAUGGCGGGCCGGCGGGCCGGGGCCGGGGCGCUGCUGGCGCUGCUGGCGCUGCUGGCGCUGCGGGCGCUCGGGGCGGCGGCGCACCCGCAGUGCCUGGACUUCAGGCCGCCCUUCCGGCCGCCGGAGCCGCUGCGCUUCUGCACGCAGUACUCGGCCUUCGGCUGCUGCGCCCCCGAGCACGACGCGGCGCUGGCCCGCCGCUUCGGGGCCCUGGCGGCACGCGUGGACGCCGCCGAGUGGGCCGCGUGUGCCGGCUACGCGCUCGACCUGCUGUGCCAGGAGUGCUCGCCCUACGCCGCCCACCUCUAUGACGCCGAGGACCCGUCCACACCUCUGCGGACGGUGCCCGGGCUCUGCGAGGACUACUGCCUGGACGUGUGGCAGACCUGCCGGGGCCUCUUCCGCCACCUCUCGCCGGACCGCGAGCUCUGGGCGCUGGAGGGCAACCGCGCCAAGUUCUGCCGCUACCUGUCCCUGGACGAUGUGGACUACUGCUUCCCGCGCUUGCUGGUCAACGAGAACCUCAACUCGAACCUGGGCCGCGUGCUGGCCGACGCCAAGGGCUGCCUGCAGCUGUGCCUGGAGGAGGUGGCCAACGGGCUGCGCAACCCCGUGGCCAUGGUCCACGCCCGCGACGGCACCCACCGCUUCUUCGUAGCAGAGCAGCUGGGGCUGGUGUGGGCCUACCUGCCCGACCGCUCGCGGCUCGAGAAGCCCUUCCUGAACAUCAGCCGGGCCGUGCUCACCUCGCCCUGGGAGGGCGACGAGCGGGGCUUCCUGGGCAUCGCCUUCCACCCCAGCUUCCGGCACAAUGGCAAGCUCUAUGUCUACUACUCGGUGGGGGUCGACUUUGACGAGUGGAUCCGCAUCAGCGAGUUCAGGGUCUCCGAGGACGACAUGAACACCGUGGACCACCAGUCUGAGAGGAUAAUCCUGGAGAUUGAAGAACCAGCCUCGAACCACAAUGGGGGCCAGCUCCUCUUUGGGGACGAUGGGUACCUCUAUAUCUUCACUGGAGAUGGCGGGAUGGCCGGAGACCCCUUCGGAAAGUUUGGAAAUGCCCAAAACAAGUCGGCGCUGCUGGGCAAGGUGCUGCGCAUCGACGUGGACCGCAACGAGCGCGGCCCGCUCUACCGCAUCCCGUCCGACAACCCGUUCGUGGGCGAGCCCGCCGCGCGGCCCGAGGUCUACGCCCUGGGCGUGCGCAACAUGUGGCGCUGCUCCUUCGACCGCGGCGACCCGGCGUCGGGCGCGGGCCGCGGGCGCCUCUUCUGCGGCGACGUGGGCCAGAACAAGUUCGAGGAGGUGGACCUGGUGGAGCGCGGCCGCAACUACGGCUGGCGCGCCCGCGAGGGCUUCGAGUGCUACGACCGCAAGCUGUGCGCCAACGUCUCCCUGGACGACGUGCUGCCGAUUUUCGCCUACCCGCACAAACUGGGCAAGUCUGUCACGGGGGGCUAUGUGUACCGGGGCUGCGAGUACCCCAACCUGAACGGCCUCUACAUUUUCGGCGAUUUCAUGAGCGGGCGUCUGAUGUCCCUCCGAGAGAACCCAGAGACAGGCCAGUGGCGGUACAGCGAGAUCUGCAUGGGCCGUGGCCAGACCUGCGAGUUCCCGGGCCUCAUCAACAACUACUAUCCGUACAUCAUCUCCUUCGCGGAGGACGAGGCUGGGGAGCUGUACUUCAUGUCAACGGGCGUGCCGAGUGCCACCGUGGCCCGUGGGGUGGUCUACAAAGUGAUCGACCCCUCCAGACGGGCACCACCUGGCAAGUGUCGGAUCCACCCUGCCCAGGUGAAGGUGAGGAGCCGGCUCGUCCGCUUUGUGCCCAAAGAAAAGUUCAUCCGAAGGACGGAGAGCACCCCGCGGCCCACAGCGCGGGCUCCUACCAACGCUCCCCGCCGCAGCCGCCCCACAGCCGCUCCUCCCGCGCCCACCCCGCGGCCGGCACGGCCCACCCGGCGGCCUGGGGGCCGGAGAGGCGGCGGGCGGCGGCGGGGGCGGCCGGGUACGGCGGACCCCGCGCCCUCGAACGGCGCCGUGCGCCUGGUGCGGCCCGCGGGGCUGAGCCCGGGCCGCGGGCGCGUGGAGGUGUUCGCGGGCGGACGCUGGGGCACCGUGUGCGACGACGCGUGGGACAGCAAGGCCGCCGCCGUCGUGUGUCGCCAGCUGGGCUUUGCGCACGUCGUGCGGGCCACCAAGCGCGCCGAGUUCGGCGAGGGCCGGGCGCUGCCCAUCCUGCUGGACGACGUGCGCUGCGAGGGCGGCGAGCGCAACCUGCUGGAGUGCACGCACGCCGGCGUGGGCACGCACAACUGCGACCACCAGGAGGACGCGGGCGUCGUGUGCAGCCGCGAGGACCCCAACCUGUAGCCGAGCGUCCUCCCUCCCGCCGGAGCCUGCCGGGGCCCUCCGCCCUCUGCGCGCCUGGCGCGUGCACGAGAGUCCGAAGGUGGAGGAAGCCGUGGGGUGUGGCGGCGGAGGUGGCCUGUCCGCAACGCUGUCCUGUGGCCCCCAGUGAGGUGUGUGCAGUGCAUGUGUGUCCUCUGCAGGCGGGAAGCCACAGCUCGUGUUUGGGUCCGAGUGGUCCCUGUGGGUGUGUGGUGGUGGCCCAAGGUGUGCACUUCUUACCUUGAGCAUCCCGCCCAGCAGCAGGAACACAGUCUGGUGGUGGAACCCUGAGCACUGAGGGCAGCCACCCUUCAAGGGCAAAUGUGGCCCCUGGAUGCAUUAACAGAGGCACAGCAGGCAGACUGAGGCAGGGGACCAGGCCUGCCCUGCCCACGACUGGAGUGAAGGCCCCAGAGCAGCUAAGAAAUGCAUGGCCUGAGCGUG
Molecule: messenger RNA, 2905 nt
Organism: Diceros bicornis minor
Lineage: Eukaryota; Metazoa; Chordata; Mammalia; Perissodactyla; Rhinocerotidae
Gene: HHIPL1
Product: HHIP like 1
Exons: 9
Coding region: 71-2443 (790 amino acids)
Cellular component (GO): membrane
Source: RefSeq, a predicted model, not a curated record